Messenger RNA from Sycon ciliatum, 3014 nucleotides. Its product is annotated as coadhesin-like. The record is from RefSeq and is a predicted model, not a curated record. The transcript has a single exon. The coding region runs from base 83 to 2503 and encodes 806 amino acids. NCBI's taxonomy places the organism in Eukaryota, Metazoa, Porifera, Calcarea, Leucosolenida, Sycettidae.
AAGCCGAACAAGCCGUAGGCCAGUAAGAUAUAGCCAAGGCACAGUCGUCUGCAAAUCAACUACAAUCCCGCUAACUUCGGACAUGGUCGAUUUCAGCUUAGUGGCCGACGGUUCUCCAUGUGGAUCAAGCUCGCUUUGUGUCAGAUCAAAUUGCACAUCGAUAAGUUCACUUGGCACUACACCAUGUCCAUCAAGUCGUGGUAGGGUGUGUGCAGGAAAUGGUGUGUGCACAACUCUCAACUCGUGCUUGUGUAACCGUGGCUGGACAGGUGCUGACUGCUCACGUGCAACUAGUGGUGCUGUUAAUGGUCGGUGGGGUCCUUGGACAGUGUGGUCAGGCUGCUCCCAAUCCUGUGGUACAAGUGGUAUAAGGACACGCACCCGGGACUGUGAUAAUCCUCCGCCAAGUAAUGGUGGUACGGUAUGCCGUGGUGCAACUAGUGACCGGCAAACAUGCAACCGUGUUCAAUGUGCCACACCUGUCAAUGGUAACUGGGAAAAAUGGAGUGCAUGGUCUAGAUGUUCGGCUACAUGCGGAGCUGGAACUCGUUCUCGUCAACGUACAUGCAACAACCCAUCACCAUCUAAUGGUGGAUCACAAUGUUCUGGUAGAAGUACCGAGAGGCAAAGAUGUCAUAAUCGAGCUUGUCCUGUAAAUGGUGGAUGGAGUCCUUGGACAGUGUCAACGCCAUGCUCCCAGACCUGUGGCACACGUGGUGUAAGGAAACGCACUCGGGUUUGUAAUAAUCCUACGCCAAGAAAUGCUGGUAGGAAUUGCGAUGGUGGAACUAGUCACUGGCAAGCAUGCAACCUUGUUCCAUGUCCCACACUCGUCAAUGGUAACUGGGCACGAUGGAGUGCAUGGUCUGGAUGUUCGGCUACAUGUGGAGGUGGAACUCGUUCUCGUCAACGUACAUGCAACAACCCAUCACCAUCUAAUGGUGGAUCACAAUGUUCUGGUAGAAGUACCGAGAGGCAAAGAUGUCAUAAUCGAGCUUGCCCUGUGGAUGGUGAAUGGAGUGGUUGGACAGUGCGGACACCCUGCUCCCAGACCUGUGGCACACGUGGUGUAAAGACACUAACUCGGACCUGUAACAAUCCUACGCCAAGUAAUGGUGGCAACGUAUGUCGUGGUACACAUAUCAACCGGCAAACAUGCAACCUUGCUCGAUGUGCCACACCUGUCAAUAGUAACUGGGCACGAUGGGGUUCAUGGUCUGGGUGUUCGGCUACAUGCGGAGGUGGAACUCGUUCUCGUCAACGUACGUGCAACAACCCAUCAACAUCUAAUGGUGGAUCACGAUGUUCUGGUCGUGGUCGAGCUUCACAGCAAUGUAACACUGCAGCCUGUCCAACAUGGGGACCAUGGGGCUCGUUCAGGCCAUGUACCAGGUCGUGUGGUGGAGGUGUUCGUGUUCGUUCUCGCUCGUGUCCGUUAUCUGCUACAUGCUCUGGUUUGGCUACUACUUCUGUUCCAUGCAAUACCCGUGCAUGUGGACCUGCUCCUGUUGACGGUGGCUGGUCAGCAUGGUCCGGCUUCUCUCCAUGUUCCGCUACUUGCGGCCUUGGCUCUAAGGUGCAAACCCGUUAUUGCAACCAGCCAUCGCCAACCAACGGCGGCAGGAGCUGCAGGCCUGAUAGUUUGGCAGUGGAAACCAACUCUAUCCGCUGCCAGAGACCUUCCUGUUCUCAAUGGAAUAUCUGGGGAACCUGGUCAGGCUGCUCCCUUACCUGUGGUAUUGGUGUACGUGUGCGCAUGAGAACAUGUCCGGUUGCUAACAAUUGCCCAGGAUCAGCCACAGACACUGAUAGCUGUAACGUAUUAGCAUGUGAUAUGUCCAUAGCUGGUCAGUGGACACAGUGGACAGGCUGGAGUCAAGUAGGUACUUGUUAUGGCUGUCCACGAGGUAGCUACAGGCAAAGGACUCGCAACUGCAUAAGUCCGAAGCCAAUGGAAGGAGCUGCUCAGUGCUCGGGUGUAAGGGAACAGCGCGAAUCAUGUCCUGCGUGCCAAGACGGUGGUCUCAGUGACUGGUCAGAAUGGCGUGGAAACUGCGAUGAAGAACAUAGCCAGAGUCGAGUGCGAGCAUGCACCAGCCCACCGCCGACUAAUGGUGGACUCAACUGCUCCGGCCCAACAACUGAUGAGCGCAUCUGUGCCAGGUUCUUGCCAUGGAGCGAAUGGGCUGAUAGUGGUAAUUGUUCACUAUGUGGUGAAGAUCCGGUAAACAACGUUCAAGUUCGCCAUCGUCAAUGUAACACAACUCGGAUUGCCCCAUGCACAGGUGACUUGAAUGAGACGAGUACAUGUCCCCAGUGUGCUACUUCAAAUGCGGAAGCAGGUCUCACCAGUUCGAGCAUUGCUGGCCUAGUGUUGGCUCUCCUCAUUCUCGCCACACUACUGGUUGUGGCCUUUGUUUGGCGCGACCAAUUGCCCGCCAGUAUUGAGUUUCUUGGGCAGACGUGGAGGACACAAGCACGCGUGCCGAGGCGUAAAUUAUGAGCACUUCUUGUCGCUGCGACAGGACGUGCGUGGCGACCUGCCUAUUCCAAUCUGUGUGUGCGCUGGUCACAAACAGGCCACACUACACUGUCCUCACGCCGCAAUGAGCAAUGAUGGUCACAAUGGGGUAACAUUGAACUCAACAGGGUUUAUUUUCCAAUUCCAGCCGGGAGUACAAUUCUUAACAAGUACCAAAAUAUUUCAAGCUGAUGUUUGCAGUAUUCAGUGUUCAGAUGAACAUUCUUUGUAUCGCCGACAAUAUGCCACUCUCGAUCCUCCCUCCCUACAGUCUCGGUCUUAACUUGCAAAGACAUUUUGUUUAUGUUUUCUGCAAUAAUUUGUGAUAAUGAAUAAUUGAACCUUCUCAAUAUUUUGUCCCUAUUGCCAUGUAGCGUAUCCACAUAGCAUGGUCCCCACUCUGUUUCUUUCUUCCUGUCAGAGAAAUCUCUGGAUUUAUUUGAGUUGAAAAUUUGGAUCAAACUAACUGGUAGUGCUCCUGCAGUGUGAUUGG